AUGCAGGGGUUUAAUAUGGGACGCUAUGUCCCCCCGGACCAAGAAGGCGUCACCUCCGCGAACAAGCUAGCGGGCAAACACCCCCUCGGCGCCCGCGCACGCCACCUCCACACGACUGGGGCCCUCAUAGUCCGGUUCGAGAUGCCCUUCGCAGUAUGGUGCACAACCUGCAAACCGAAUGAGACCAUCAUUGGACAAGGCGUCCGCUUCAAUGCGGAGAAGAAGAAAAUCGGCAACUACUACUCCACCCCAAUUUACAGCUUUCGUAUGAAGCACACCACGUGUGGUGGCUGGAUUGAGAUUCGAACAGAUCCCCAAAACACCGCUUACGUGGUUGUCGAAGGCGGGAGAAAACGAGACACCGGGGAGGAUAAGGAGCUGCAGCCGGGGGAGAUUAUUAUUCGCAGGCAGGACCCUGCGGAGAAAGACCCGUUUGCGAAGCUCGAGGGGAAGGCCGAAGAUAAGCGCCGUGCGCAGACGGAGACGAGUCGCAUUUUGGAGUUGCAGGAGCGGCAGAGUCGGGAUUGGGAUGAUCCUUAUGAGAAUUCGAAACGGCUGCGGCGCACGUUUCGCGCUGAGCGGAAGGGGCUGGAGAGGUUGGAGGCAAAUCGCGAGGCUUUGAAGGACAAAAUGAGUCUUGGCUUUGAUCUUGUCGAUGAGACGGAGGAGGAUCGCCAGCGGGCUGGCAUGGUGGAUUUUGGUGACGGUCAGUCCUCAGCUGGAGCGGAGGCUGCGCGUGCAACUCGCACCCGACCCAUGUUCGAGACAAACGACUCAAGCAGCUCCCCCGGAAAUGAGAAACACGACAAGCAUAAACGCAAGUCUAGGCGAACUAGAACAGCGGAUCUAGUUGCGCAGCGCAAGGCGUCUUUGCGCAAUGAGCUGACGGGGAACACGCGCGCUGCGGUGGAUCCUUUCUUGAAUGAUGUUGGAGAUGAGCAGGAGAUCUGGAAGCCAGGCGUCAAGAGGAAGAAGCCUUCAUCUACAACAUUGACAUCUCGGACAGGCCCAGAGAGUCCAGCAAGGGCCACCGAGAUCAACGACUCCAGGGACUCAAAAGUUGUUUCGGCUGCAUGCGAAGCGCAAAUUGAAAAUGAUGUCAAGAAACCACCUGGUGUGUCAGCAGCACCGGCGCUAGUGGGCUACGAUUCUGAUACGGAGUAA
Messenger RNA from Penicillium canariense, 1164 nucleotides. RefSeq names its product Saf4/Yju2 family protein. Gene Ontology annotation, cellular component: post-mRNA release spliceosomal complex; U2-type spliceosomal complex. The coding region runs from base 1 to 1164 and encodes 387 amino acids. The transcript is spliced from 3 exons. Lineage: Eukaryota; Fungi; Ascomycota; Eurotiomycetes; Eurotiales; Aspergillaceae. The record is from RefSeq and is a predicted model, not a curated record. Gene Ontology annotation, biological process: mRNA splicing, via spliceosome.